Molecule: messenger RNA, 516 nt
Organism: Cutaneotrichosporon cavernicola
Lineage: Eukaryota; Fungi; Basidiomycota; Tremellomycetes; Trichosporonales; Trichosporonaceae
Exons: 5
Coding region: 1-516 (171 amino acids)
Biological process (GO): transcription by RNA polymerase II
Cellular component (GO): nucleus; negative cofactor 2 complex
Molecular function (GO): RNA polymerase II general transcription initiation factor activity; protein heterodimerization activity; core promoter sequence-specific DNA binding
Source: RefSeq, a predicted model, not a curated record
AUGCCACCAAAGAUGAUCAAGCGGUCCAAGAACUCGCGCUUCCCAGUCGCGCGCAUCAAGAAGAUUAUGCAGAUGGACGAGGAGGUUGGCAAAUUAGCGAGUGCCACUCCUGUCAUGAUCUCAAAAUCGCUCGAGUGUUUCCUCCAGCUGUUGAUAGACGAGACGGCAAAGGAGACUCGUGAGCGCGGCUCGCGCAAGAUGGUCCCAUAUCACCUCAAAGCCAUGAUUGACAAGUCGGACCAGUUCGACUUUCUGCGCGAGCUCGUCGAGAGCAUCCCGGAUCCGCAGGAACCCAAGACGCCAGCGCGCCGCAAGUCGACGGCAGCUGCUGAGGGGUCGGCACGGAAACGCGGUCCUGCCGUGGGACGCGCUCAGAAGAAGGAAGAGGUGCCGGCGCCGGGGUCGUUACCUGCCAUCGGGACGUGGAAGCGCGAGUCCGAGGGUGCCGAGGGGCCUGGCGAGGGCGGGCGCGGCAUGUUUGACGAUCACGAGGACGACAACUAUGACGAUUACUAG